AUGAAAGUCUCAAAUAUUUUAUUAUUAAUUGCAACUAUUAUCUGUAUCUUUAGUUUUACCAAUGGAAAAGUGAAUCAUGGUACACCAGAUCAAGGUGAAAUUAACUAUUGUAAUAUGUGUAAUGUUACAACUCAAUGCGCUCAUGGUACCGAUCAUAACUGUGUUGAUGUCACAUUAAAUAAAUGUACAUCAGUAACCAAUACCUGCGAUAACUCUCAAUUCUAUACCAUUGUAACUCAAGAAGGUAGUACUGUCUCCACAAGAAAGUAUCAAAAUGCCAAUUGUACCACCGAAGUUGUCAACACCUUUACCACCGUAUCUUGUGGUAGUUGUUCAAGUUCCGGUGAAAUCCAAGUACUCUGUGCUGCUGAUGAUGAUUCAAGCUCUACUUUAGUUUAUCCUUCAAUCUUUUUGAUUGUAAUGAUUUUAAUUUCUUUAAUCUUUUAA
Molecule: messenger RNA, 447 nt
Organism: Dictyostelium discoideum AX4
Lineage: Eukaryota; Evosea; Eumycetozoa; Dictyosteliales; Dictyosteliaceae
Exons: 1
Coding region: 1-447 (148 amino acids)
Source: RefSeq, a predicted model, not a curated record